AUCCAAUGUUUCAUUUCUCAACUGCAUGCUUCUUUCGUCAUAUUUUAAAGGAAUCGAAAAAGAUAUCGUGGAAUGGGCCGAUAGUCACUCCCGGGAGGAGCUUCAACAGUCUCGUCAGUCUGCGCAAGACCAUGACACAAUCGACAAUCACGCUUCCUCCUCCCUGCACACCAUAAAUACUGCAAACCUGAGUCCCGCGCCUCUGAACUGAUGCCUCUCUGCGCAUGAAGCUCAACGGGUUUUGCUUGAAUUCUAGUAAUUGAAAUUACUUCCCGGAAUUCACAAAUCUCGCUUUCUCCGACGUCUGACCGUGGGGUACUCUGGUUCGCAUCAUGAGGCGAGACUCUACUUCAUCGCUGCCUCCGCCAAUGGAACAUGAAUAUCUUGACAUUCCGAUCAUUGACGACAAUGAGCCGCUCUUUGAUGUGGUCCUCAAACUGAACAACUUUCUGACUUCAUCGGUCUUUGAGGUCUGGUAUACAUUCGAGGAGAUAAAAUCCGCGCCGAAUCCUCGCCUCCGGAUGCUGGUCAACUCUCUGGCAGAGAACUCGCAUAACCCAUGUAUUGUAUCCGCAUUGAUGAUCUUGAAGUGGAAGUUUGACAAGGCAGCUGAACAUGAUGGUGGCUUUGAUGAAACUCGAGGCUAUGUGUGCGAGUACAUUGCCUGGCAGUUUCUAUGCCACCUCAAUCAACGCGACUUGAUUGAGUAUCUGCUCGAGGAACUUAGGGUAUCGCCUCAACAGUCGACUAGUGUAGAUCAAGCCGAAGCUGGCGAGUCUAGCCUUGCAGCUUUUCGAAAUGCUGAGGGAAAUGAGAGCACUCCUCUAUUGUCAGGUGCCUCUUUUAAAUCUCAUGAUUUUGGGAGCAACAGACGGCGUGUGAGUUCCUAUGGAAGCGGCCAACACGAUUCCGAAAACGGAAUUCACUAUGAAGAUGCUGGUGAAGAGUUCUUCAUGUUCAUUGGGCUCAAUGCUCUGGAAAUUGCGACUAUUGCCCAUGCAAAGAAAUUUCUAAGCCAAAGAGUUGUUCAAAAGGUGGUAGACGAUCUCUGGAAUGGCGAGAUUGUCUUCUGGGACUCACUGAGCGUACAUUCGACCAAGAAACCUCAAUUCUUCAAUAAGAGAACAGCAGAUCCCUACUCACGGUUAAGGGUGCCAGUGUAUAGGAAGGCUUUUGAGGCUGCCUUCUUCGUCUCCUUCCUUAUUCUCUACUAUGCAGUGCUUAUCGAAAGGAACCCGACGAGAGUAGGAGGCUUUGAAGCCCUUCUGUAUGUCUGGAUUGCUGCGUUUGCGUAUGAUGAACUAAGCGGCUUCGUUGACUCAGGGAUGCUCUUUUAUCAAAUGACAUUCUGGAAUCUUUGGGACCUAUGUAUCAUAGGAACUGGUCUGGUCUUUGUUAUCACAAGAAUCGUCGGCCUGACCAACCAGGAUAGUUACAUCAUUGACUUGUCAUUCGAUGUACUAUCUUUGGAGGCACUGUUCCUUGUUCCUAGGAUAUUCUCCCUCGUGAGCCUAAACCCAUAUUUUGGGAGUCUGAUUCCUGUCCUCAAAGAAAUGACUAAAGCUUUCUUUCGCUUCACGCCGGUGAUCAUCAUCUUGUACUUGGGGUUCUUGACUACGUUCACCAUGCUCGCUCGUGACCGACUUUCUUCGAAGAAAAUGUCAUGGAUUUUGGUCAAUGUGUUCUUUGGAUCGAAUUACUUGGGAUUCGACAUUUGCUCGGAUAUUUCCCCGAUCUUUGGAUGUGGUUUAAUGCUUGUUUUUGUGUCGGUGACAAGUCUGCUACUGAUUUCGUCACUGGUCAGUUUGAUGAGCAUGAGCUUAGAGGGUGUGAUGUCUCAUGCCCGAGAAGAGUAUCUUUUUCAGCUUGCCAUCUACGUUUUGGAGAGUAGCACAUCGAAGAGGUUGACGUACUUUUUGCCGCCAUUGAACCUGAUCCCUCUACUCUGUAUCCGCCCUAUGAGGCUGUUUCUAUCGGCAGAGGAUAUUCGACGAGUGCGCAUCGUUCUUCUUAGGGCAACACACCUUCCGUGCGUCGCGUUGCUUUGGGCUUACGAAUCAGGUCGGCGCCUCUUAUCGUCGCAGAGGAAGCAAUCUGGGUCACGAAUGACGCCCCGGGAAUUAAGCCACCCAACCUCAAUCAUCCAAUCUCGCUCGGGGCAUUCUGGGCACCAUGCGAUGCGUGUGGCAUCUAAUAUCAAUACAAAUGGCCAAGCUACUCCUACACCUGCGAGGUAUACUGACAGCCCACAGCAGUCGGGACAAGAUGUCAACGUUGCGAGUAUGCUCGAGGAUAUGGAACGGCUGCGCGUGCAAGUGGAAAGGGUGGCGGCUGCGGUGGGAGUUCACCAUCGCAAUCGUCAGUGAUGGACUACCGUGAGGAGGUUCGAAGAGCGCCUGGGGAGCGAAUCAUGCUCAGAGUGCUUCGUGGACGAAGUACCAAGAACUUACCCUGAUCCGUAUUCCCACGCACCCGUCACCUGCAAGGUUCAACACCACUAGAGGCCCUAGUGUGGAAGCUUGCGGAUUAGUUCGACUAGAUUUGAAUGUGGGUAAAAUGCCCGGUAGAUGUCAAAGAGGAGGAGGACCUAUGCCACGUUACCUUUCUCUUCAUCGAUCUGUAGAUGCAUAUGUAGUCCUCCUCUCUGACCCGCUUUCCCUCGCCCAUUGCGAUCUUCAACGUCGGCCAGCGGCAUGUACAAUUGAGCAAUGUACAAGUAGCAAAUAUUAGCCUCAGUUUAGUGCCAGGAUUGCCUCCUUCUGGUUGCCAAAAUUUGGACGAAAAAUGUCAGAGUUGUGUUGUGCAACCUCUGGGGUAAGACCAAUAGUAUGAACGGGAGAGCCAACUGAAGAAAGAAAAUAAUAAGCAACAAUACUUCUUUGCUUUAUGCAGUAGUUCUCGAACAAAUCAGAUUGUAUGGCGAUCAAUUAUUGUCCUGGCGCUUCGCAUCUGCACAGUUCGCCUGGGCAGAGAUCCCCCUCUUUCGCCUACGACCACCCAACUUCCGUGCCUCCGCUCUCCAACCUUCUUCCAACCCUCCUCCAUCACUCUCCAUCCAGACCCUCGACAAAACAGCCUCGAUAACGCCUUGUGCAAAUCUUCAGCUCAGUGUUUCGCGAUACCCCUCCGGCUCUCGGAUGCUGCGGCUGUGUUUGCCAAUCAUACCUGGCGACACGCACUGCCCAAGUGCAUAUUUCUGCCAAGCUAGGAACCAGACUGUCGGGUCCUCACUAUGCCUGAUUCAACAAGAGAAAGAAACAAAUUUCUGCGUUGCUGCUCACCCCAGCGAGCGGCGAUCGGAGAUGCCAGGCGUCCUCAGCGAUUCUCCUGCGGCCGCUGUGCCUGUUCCGUGCCUUCCAGUGUGAUUCGAGGCCCUCCCCCCUCCCCGUGGACCUGGCUGCAUCUUCCUUUCGCAUCAUUUCGACCACGAUCCCUGAGUGAUCCUCGCCGCCUCGCUGGCAGCGCUUAUUCCUCGUCUCUCGACCCAUGUUUGGGGCCCUGUCGUUUCGGACAAAAUCGUUUGGCUGCAGUAGUGACCGCUUCUCCAGUCAUUUCAUCAGCCUAUGCAACCCCCCUCUGUCGAAGCCAUCACUGAUUGAUGGAAGCUGGCCGGGUCACAUCAUUUUGGCGCUAAUUCCUUGUUCACGUCUCUAAAAUGCCGCGCCUAUCUCCGUCUAGAAGACUUGGUUGUAAUCAAUUCGGUCCGGCCCUGCACAGCAGCACCUAGGUACCCUCGCUCUCUUCACACACCCCCCCCCUUCUCUUCCGCCUCCUAGCAAGCCAUGACACACCGGCUUCUCUUCCCUGUUUCUUUUCAUACACACAUGCAGCAGCACCCCUCGAAUUCUGCCUUGCUAGGCAGGGUGUCGAGGCCGUUGCCUAUAAGCACUCUUCACUCCUUCCGCCUGAAAAGGGCCCUUCCAAUCAUCGAAUGAUCUGUUCCUGACGAAUUGAUCAAGCCAUUAUCAACCGCGCAUCUUUAUUUUACUGAAGCAUUCUGCUUGGUCUACUCUUCUUUUAUUUCGGCUCCGAAGGCGUCGUCAUUUCAAGACUGAACGCCUACAUAUUUCCUGACUACAACAAUCGCUUGAGCAACAUUGAAGAGCCAUCAUUGGACUAGUGGAAGGUGCCUUAUCCUACCAUUGUCACUUCUAUAUCUUAUCCGGCUGCCAUCAGGGUUCCUUCCAACUCACUCCAUCAAUGAUGAAUUACCCUUCUGAACUUUUUCAAUCUCCCUCUUCUCAGCCUCCAUCCUCAUCCUCAUCAUCAAACAAUGCGGCGCCGCGAAGUCUCCCAGCAUAUCCCUCUAUCUCGCGCUCUGCUCCAGCAUUUUCUUUUCCCUCAAUAGACACAGGGUUGGGGAUAUCAUAUUGUGACAUGGGCCUCGGUGGCGACCACAUGAGACAGUAUCAGCCAUCAGAGCAUGAUUCGGCGGAUUGGCUUGGCCAAAUGAUGCCGGUAACCUUGCCAUAUCGAUGUUCGCUUAACACUACUCAUCUUUCACCCGCGACGUUUUACGACCCGUAUUCAGGCUCUGAGACCUCUGCCUCGCCUCUCAGCUAUUGCGGCCCACAAACGAUGAGUGCUUCACCGAGUCGCGGACCAGACUUAGACUACGGGACAGGACAUGAUAUG
Molecule: messenger RNA, 4635 nt
Organism: Aspergillus calidoustus
Lineage: Eukaryota; Fungi; Ascomycota; Eurotiomycetes; Eurotiales; Aspergillaceae
Source: the annotation of a GenBank genome assembly